GGCCACUAGAAGACCAGUGGAGAGGUUCCAGGACCUAUCAACCGAGGAGGUGGGAGAUCUGUUCCACUGUGCACAUCGGGUGGCCCCUGUCAUCAGCAGGAUAUUUGGUGGCACCAGUCUCACCAUAUCAGUACAAAUGCAGGGCAGACAGUGAAGCAAGUUCACGUACACAUCAUCCCUAGAGACUUGGUUCACCUCUCACUCCUAACUCUCUCUCUCUCUCACUCUCUCUCUCUCUCUCUCUCUCUCUCUCUCUUCUCUCUCUCUCUCUCUCUCUCUCUCUCUCUCUCUCUCACACACACACACACAUCUGGGACAUGAGAUACAGUGUAAUAGACUGGAAAUCUGGUGGCAAUGUUUUACGUGUCCUGUUUUCGUGGUGAUAUUGCCAAAUUCAAGUGCUGCCAACAAUAUCCUGUGAGGUAGAAUGCCUCACCUCAGAUAUCUGGAGUGCAGGGUGUGUGUUUGCAGAGCUGCUACUGGGCCAGCCCAUCUUCCCAGGUGACAGUGGAGUCGACCAGCUGGUGGAGAUUAUCAAGGUCCUCGGGACGCCCACCAAGGAGCAGAUACGACAGAUGAACUCCAACUACACUGAGUUCAAGUUCCCUCAGAUCAAGGCCCACCCCUGGAAUAAGGUGUUCCGACCACGGACCUCUCCAGAGGCCAUAGAGCUGGUGAGCAAACUGCUGGAGUACACGCCAGGUCUGAGGGCCAACCCCAUGGAGGCCUGUGCACAUGGCUUCUUUGACGAGCUGCGAGAGCCGGGGAAGACCCUCCCAUCAGGACGAUCUCUCCCUCCUCUCUUUGACUUCACCCAGCAAGUAGGUGAGUUGAGAGCCACCAGCAAUGCCAGCUCAGUGACCAUCUCGUGGAGUGCUCCAUUCUCUCUGGAUGUGACUGGUGUUGAUCCUGAUAUCUGGUACUCUGUCCUCAUCUACAAUGUGACAGAUGAGAACAACCCAACAGCCAUCCUCUGUACUGACUGUAUCAAUAUCACUGAGACACACUACACCUUCACUCCUGACUACCUCAGUCCUUGUCAUGUGUACAACUUCUCUGUCAUCCCUCUGAAUGGAGCUGGCCAGGGAGAGAGGAGUCAAUUUAUCUCUGGAUAUAUUUUGAAGUGUGGUUUUGUUAAAGAGCCUUGCAUUGAAGCUGUCUCUAGAAGUGUAAGCAGAGUGACAUUUCACAUAUUGGGAUGUAUUUGCAGCUACAGAAUGACUCCUAAACAUGGAGAUGGUUGCAUCACUGCUGUGUCUCUAUCUUUACAAGAACUUGCCUUUGACCUUUGUUCUGAUGGAGAAUAUUCAUUUGAAGUUUCUACCUCACCCAUUCCUAUCACUACAUAUGAUGUCCAGAGUGCCACAGUUACUAGUGUCAGAGAUGAUAGUGAGAUCAUUGUGACUGCAGAGUUCCUCAAAAACACGACAGCCAGAGGAUGUUUUGUGGUGCUGCAGUCUGAGAAUGAGUCCACUGCUGAUGUGUUCAGAGCCUUGCUAAGACCUGGACCUAACACCACCCUGACUAGCACCAUCAGUGACACACCAUCAUCAACAUACAGAGCCUUUUUCUAUGACCUGGAGGAAGAUGGACUCCCUAAUAGGAGCCCAGCAUAUGAACCAAACAACGUCAUUACUGUUAAUAGGAACGACGCAGACUCAAAUGUAGCAUCUAAAGUUUUGAAUAAUGUGAGUUUAGUCGUCAAAGACUCGGUGGUUCAGAUAAGGUGUGAGUUCAAAGAAGGUAUAGAGGGAGCCUCAUGUGUCCUGGUCUAUCGAGAGUAUGGUAACAAGACACUAGUGGUGGAGGAAUAUCCUCAGAACACUGUCUUCCCUGUGACUCUGACUGUUGGUGGAGAUCAAUACACAUUCGCAGUCUUUGGAAAGAGCAGUUUUGAUUUAGAAGAAAGACCGAUUGUAACAAGAAAUGUACACGUAACUAGGACAACCACAACACCACAGACUGAAGUAACCACUUCAGAUGAGGAAAGGAUAAUGGAUACGCAAGUUGUUGCCAUAUCCAUAGGUACGGCACUAGCAGGAGUUAUGAUAUGUCUCACAGCAGUGUUGGUGCUACUGGUGGUAGUCAGACAGUGCCACACCCACAGGAAGAAGCAAUCUGCAGCACCAGUGGCAGUGUAUGAUGAGGUAGUUCUUCCCCUGACCACCACCUCCUCCAUUCCAACUGAGCCGUCUCACACUACUACCAUCCCCACUACUGGCAAUGUGGCCUAUGAGACCACAACUCCCAUCAACACUGCUCAUAAUGUGGCUUAUGAAACUCAUAAAAUUCAGUCCACCUGAUGUUGUCCCCAUUUUAUAGUGUUCUUGUAUACCACCACCAGUAUUAGCUAUUGAGUCAUCGACAGUGAUCUUGGAACC
Molecule: messenger RNA, 2381 nt
Organism: Geodia barretti
Lineage: Eukaryota; Metazoa; Porifera; Demospongiae; Tetractinellida; Geodiidae
Source: the annotation of a GenBank genome assembly